UUUUUUAGUUGUCUUGAUGGCGACAAAAAGAUCAAUAUUGUGAUUUCAGAGCAUAAUUUUCAAUUAAAAAGUGAUAAACAUUGAACUUGGAAAUGCCGUCGCGAGGAGAAGAAAUUCUGAAAGGAUUUCAAGUAAAUUGGAUGAAUUUACGAGAUGCUGACACAGGAAAAAUUCUUUGGCAGGGAAAUGAGGAUUUAUCCGUGCCCGGAUUGGAACAUGAGGCCCGCGUACCAAAGAAAAUCCUACGAUGCCGAGCAGUUUCGCGGGAAAUUAAUUUUAGUUCUGCCGAACCAAUGGAGAGGUUUCGACUGGAACAGAAACUUCUUUUCAAGGGCAGAUGUUUAGAAGAAUGGUUUUUUGAAUUUGGAUUCGUGAUUCCCAACAGUACAAACACGUGGCAAAGUUUGAUUCUGGCUGCGCCGGAGAGUCAAAUGAUGCCUGCUACUGUUUUAAAUGGUAACGUUGUGAUUGAAACAAAAUUCUUCGAUGAUGACCUGUUAGUAUGCACGAGUAAAGUUCGACUAUUUUAUGUUUAAAUGUAUUCUCUAUCAAUCGAGAAAAUUUCGGCAUCAAAACGAAAAAAAAAAUUCUGAAUUUUUGCAAUUUUUCACACCAUAGCACCCAAAUAAAAAUCCAUUUAUGAAACGCAAUUAUCGUUUGAGAAUUUCAAUUGCACAUAUAUCAUAACUCUCUGUAUUUUUAUGUUCUUUUUUAGAUGAAAAAAUGGGAAAAUUAUGAAAAAAAAUAUGAGCAAGCACAUAACGUGAUCUUUUUUUUUUAAAUAUUUAUUCGCCGAAUAUUUUUUGUCGACUUAAUCUAAUUUUGGUUUCCAGGUAUUAUAAAUAUUUUUAGUUAUAAAAUACGAAAAAAAAUCUAAUUUUUCGAUCAGUUUGUCCGAAAUUUAAUGUUUAAUUUCACAAUUUGAGAUUAGAAAUUUAUUAGUUGAAUCUGAAACCAAGAUACAUGAAAAUAAAAAAUUAUUGGCGUUUAAUUUGAAACGACAUGAAAAAUUAAGGGCCGAAAUUUAAGGUUUAAUUUUAAUUUUUAUUAUAAGUGUUUACCAGAAUUAAAAGGAGGAAAAUUUUGUAAUAAAUAAAGAAAAAGGACAGUACGAAAUUUGUCUGAAAAUUGACGAAAACCUUUUUCUAGU
Belonocnema kinseyi is the source of this 1150-nucleotide messenger RNA. RefSeq names its product retinal rod rhodopsin-sensitive cGMP 3',5'-cyclic phosphodiesterase subunit delta (gene PrBP). The transcript has 4 exons. Bases 93 to 536 code for a protein of 147 amino acids. The record is from RefSeq and is a predicted model, not a curated record. Lineage: Eukaryota; Metazoa; Arthropoda; Insecta; Hymenoptera; Cynipidae. Gene Ontology annotation, biological process: sensory perception of light stimulus. Gene Ontology annotation, cellular component: cytoplasm.